Molecule: messenger RNA, 1470 nt
Organism: Empidonax traillii (willow flycatcher)
Lineage: Eukaryota; Metazoa; Chordata; Aves; Passeriformes; Tyrannidae
Gene: NDEL1
Product: nudE neurodevelopment protein 1 like 1
Exons: 9
Coding region: 265-1296 (343 amino acids)
Biological process (GO): centrosome localization; vesicle transport along microtubule; cell migration
Cellular component (GO): centrosome; kinetochore; kinesin complex
Molecular function (GO): microtubule binding
Source: RefSeq, a predicted model, not a curated record
GCAUUCCCUGCUCCCUCUGGAACGAUCCUCACUCGGUCCCGAGUGCACAGAGGUGGGGGGCACUUUGGGAUGCCUCUGGGGCACUUCUUGCCCUCAGAGGUGCUUAGAGAUGUGAAGCUGCUGGAGAAGAAUUCCGUGGAUCCUUGAGGAAUUUUUUUUUGCUUUUUGUUUUUUGUUUUUUUCUCCCACCCCCCCUCGUCCCCAACAAGAAACAGUUCCUGGACACUGUGGAGAGCUGGUGGCCUUGUCAAGGUCGUGUUGAUCAUGGACAGUGAAGAAAUCCCAACUUUCUCGAGUCCAAAGGAGGAAACUGCAUAUUGGAAAGAGCUUUCCUUGAAGUACAAACAAAGCUUCCAGGAGGCUCGUGAAGAGCUGGCUGAAUUCCAGGAGGGAAGCAGAGAAUUAGAAGCAGAGUUGGAGGCACAGCUAGUGCAGGCUGAGCAGAGGAACAGAGAUUUGCAAGCAGAUAACCAAAGACUGAAGUAUGAAGUGGAAACAUUAAAGGAGAAGCUGGAGCACCAGUAUGCCCAGAGUUACAAGCAGGUGUCCCUGCUGGAGGAUGACCUGAGCCAGACCAGGGCCAUCAAAGACCAGCUGCACAAAUACGUGAGGGAGCUGGAGCAGGCCAAUGAUGACCUGGAGCGUGCAAAGAGGGCAACAAUAGUUUCAUUGGAAGACUUUGAACAGAGGCUGAACCAAGCUAUUGAGAGAAAUGCAUUUUUAGAAAGUGAACUGGAUGACAAGGAGUCACUGCUGGUUUCUGUACAGAGAUUAAAGGAUGAAGCAAGAGACUUAAGGCAAGAGCUGGCAGUGAGGGAAAGGCAGCAAGAGGUGACCCGAAAAUCAGCUCCCAGCUCUCCCACUCUGGACUGUGAGAAGAUGGAUUCAGCUGUCCAGGCCUCUCUCUCCUUGCCAGCCACACCUGUUGGAAAAGGAUCAGAAAAUAGUUUUCCUUCCCCAAAAGCUAUACCAAAUGGGUUUGGUACCAGCCCACUUACUCCUUCAGCCAGAAUAUCUGCACUCAACAUUGUGGGAGACCUGCUACGGAAAGUGGGGGCCUUAGAAUCCAAAUUAGCUGCUUGCAGGAACUUUGCCAAGGACCAGGCGUCACGGAAAUCCUACAUUUCAGGGAACGUCAACAGCGCCGUGAUGAGCAGCAAUGGCACCAAGUACCCACACCCAGGGCACACCUCCUUCUUCGACAAAGGGGCGGUGAACGGCUUUGACCAAGGUCCCCCCGGGCUGGGAGCCUCCCGACCGUCCUCGGCGCCGGGAAUGCUCCCCCUGAGCGUAUGAGCCGCGGGGGGGAGCGCUUGGACUUGUGUUCGCUUUUCUCGGCCCAGCAAGAGAAGAAGAACUGCUCCCGCUCCCUCCCCCUUCCCACCCCGCCGGAACAUGACCCCGAGAGGAGACCCCGAGCCCACGGCCCUCCCCGUCCUGUCAAUACAGUUUGUUUUCUCUGUCGCUGUA